CUGUCAACGUGUCACAUCUCUCGACAAACGUUCAAUUAAGUUUCUAAAUUUCCUUCUCGCCCACCUGCCUUCACACUCUCAACAAUUGUUAUCUCGCCAAAUUUGUCAAUUCUGUACCUUCUCCCACUGUGAACUACUUUUUGUUGCAUGUUGUAAUAAACUGAGCCUUCUCUAAAAGUACAUCUGUAAACGUUUAUAACCAGUUAAGAUAAAAGCUGAGAUUUUGAUUAGAGUCUGCAUUUUUAUUAGAAAAAGCUGCAAACUUUUCUAAAAUGGAGAGCCUGUUUGCGGAAUCACAUGGAACAUUAGAACAAAUAAAUACCCUAUUUAUACAACUGGAGAGGCAUGUAGGUCAUUCAGAGGAGGUUCAGAUUGAGGAAACGAUUCAUAAGAAACUGGAGAGUAUCAACAAAAUUUUUGACCGGUUAGAGGUGUAUGUAAUGAAGGAACCACCAGCAAAAAGACAAGGGUCCAGAUUAAAAUUGAAUCAAAUGAAAUAUGAUGCUACUCACCUUAACGCUUCAUUAAAAAACUUUCAACGUCGUAGGUAUGCUAGGGAAAGAGAAAAUUCCGAAAGAGAAGAUUUGCUGAAUAGGAGGUUCACCACAAAUAGUAAUGAAGAUACGAGCAUUAGCAUGGAUUAUUCUAUCCAGCAUCAUAACCGUCUUGAGAAUGCUAAUCGAGGAUUGGAUGAUAUGCUUGACCAAGGUCACAACAUUCUAGGAAAUUUACGAGAUCAACGGGAGACAUUAAAAAGAACGCGGACAAGAAUGAUGAACUUUUUAAAUACUUUGGGGCUUUCUAAUUCCGUAAUGAAUCUGAUUGAACGAAGGGCGUACCAGGACAAGUUUGUUUUGUACGGUGGAAUGCUCGUAACCCUCUCCAUCAUGUUUUUGAUCUACAUGUACUACAUUUGAUUACGCAAUCAAUUACUUCCUCUGCCUACUACAGAUUCUGAUAUUAUGUGUAUAAUGUGUAUCGCAUCGCGCAAGAUUAUUUAUGUCGUCGUCGGAACAAUAAAAAGACCAAGUAAAACACUAAAUAA
Molecule: messenger RNA, 1045 nt
Organism: Folsomia candida
Lineage: Eukaryota; Metazoa; Arthropoda; Collembola; Entomobryomorpha; Isotomidae
Gene: Membrin
Product: Golgi SNAP receptor complex member 2
Exons: 5
Coding region: 273-917 (214 amino acids)
Biological process (GO): vesicle fusion; intra-Golgi vesicle-mediated transport
Cellular component (GO): Golgi apparatus; late endosome membrane; endoplasmic reticulum membrane
Molecular function (GO): SNAP receptor activity; SNARE binding
Source: RefSeq, a predicted model, not a curated record